AUUAGACGUUUAUUUUGAAAGCUCCUACAGGAAGUAGAUGGUUCUAGUUACGUGUGACUUGACUCUAUCAGAGGCUGAAACGGGCGCACAGUGGCUACUUGAACGUAAACGGGGGAAGCUCGCUCAACAACCGGCUUGGCUUUCGUCGGGAACUCAACAUGCCACAAUACAAAUGCUGAGUGGGGCUCCGAAACAAGCGUAUUUACCCGCUGAACGGCGAUAGUUGACGACCACGCCCCGUAAUCCACCGACCAGAGCCCGAACAAAACUGCUGGCGGAGACACAACGGUGAGCGGUUUGAAACCCAGCAGGGCGGCUAGCGGGCUCACAGCGGAGUGUCGGCUGUUUUGGGAACCAUGAGAGAGUACAAAGUAGUGGUUCUCGGGUCCGGAGGGGUCGGUAAAUCCGCGUUAACCGUCCAGUUCGUGACGGGAUCCUUCAUAGAGAAAUACGACCCCACGAUAGAGGAUUUCUAUAGGAAGGAGAUCGAGGUGGACUCCUCUCCGUCCGUCCUGGAGAUCCUGGACACGGCGGGCACCGAGCAGUUCGCCUCCAUGCGAGACCUGUACAUCAAGAACGGCCAGGGUUUCAUCCUGGUCUACAGCCUGGUGAACCAGCAGAGCUUCCAGGACAUCAAACCGAUGAGGGAUCAGAUCAUUCGGGUGAAAAGGUACGAAAGAGUGCCGAUGAUUCUGGUCGGAAACAAAGUGGACCUGGAGGGGGAGAGGGAGGUCUCGUCCGUUGAGGGGAAGGCACUGGCGGACGAGUGGAACUGCCCGUUCAUCGAAACUUCAGCCAAAAAUAAGACGUCGGUGGACGAACUGUUCGCGGAGAUAGUCCGACAGAUGAACUAUGCCUCGACACCAAACGGGGACGACCAGUGCUGCUCGUCUUGUGUCAUCCUUUAAGAACGAGGACAGCCAUAAAGUUGUAUUCUUUGCUCGGUUUUAAGUUUGCAAUGUGUGUUGCAGCAAGUGUGUACUGUUGAGCUCUUCUUCGUGUCUCACCCUGGCCUUGGAGGAAAACACGGGGAGGAAUGCUGCAGGGGGACGAGAGGAGGAGGAGGAGGAGGAGGAGGAGGAGGAGGGGAGCAACUGAGACUCAGAGGGAGGGGUCCACUCUUCAGGAAUUCUGCUGGGUUGGAGUAUCUUUUGCUGCACGAUCAGUGUCCACCAUUGAUGUCAACGCAGUGUCAGAUCCAAAGUUUCAGCAGCACCCCCUUCACCAGUUCCAACUGUACUCGCACCUGGAACUAAACCCCAACGGAAAGAAAUGGAGGGCAACACUUAGACACUCGUAAAUGGAUAUUUCUGUAUAAGGAGACAGAGAGUAUAUUUUGUUAAAGACACUGCACGGUCUGGGGCUGGUAAAGAUUUGGGGGAUAUCUCUGCCUAAUCCGUUUUGGAGCAAUGCUCCACAACACUCCAAAUCCUAUUUUUAUUUUUAUCAAAAUAAGACGACACCACUUAUCUGCUGGUGGAGUAAACAUGAUGAGUGCCACUUUUUUUUUUUUUUUUUUCCUCCAUCGUCUCUUCAGUGUAAGAGAGGACCUUAACUUAAGUGACAUGGGGCCGGUGACCCGAUCGCCCUCGUGUCGAGUGCCUUUCCAAAACAAGUCAGCUGUUCAGAUUUUAGUGCCAACCUACAUGUAUCACCAAAAGAACCCUUCUACACGGCAAUCCACAAUUUAGUGAACUGUUCUCCUGGAUAAUCUCGUAGGGGUGGAGGCUAAAAAGAAACUACGAUAGGCUUUUUUGUUAAUGGAAUGGCGGUGUUCUGUAUGUUUUACGUUGGCCUUUUUGAAGUCUACGGUGUUCAUUUUUUAAUGUCUACUUAGUCUGGCCAAAACCCAUCUCUUGAAAUGCACAGGUACUGGAAUCUUCGUGGACGUGAUAACAACACCAAACGCUCACCUUCCAGACCACUUAAAUCAAAUUCUGUUUGUUUAUUUUGUUGUUUUUAACAGGAAAUGUGAUGAUGUACCGUUGACAAAUCUAACCUGAUUGUACGUUUUAAUUUCAGACGCGCCCUGUAACAACGGGCUGUCUGUUUUUAAACAAAACAAACAAGACUUUUAAUACAAAUUGCAUUUUUAAAAAAAGAAA
Molecule: messenger RNA, 2105 nt
Organism: Anarrhichthys ocellatus (wolf-eel)
Lineage: Eukaryota; Metazoa; Chordata; Actinopteri; Perciformes; Anarhichadidae
Product: ras-related protein Rap-2b
Exons: 2
Coding region: 357-908 (183 amino acids)
Biological process (GO): Rap protein signal transduction
Cellular component (GO): membrane
Molecular function (GO): GTPase activity; GTP binding
Source: RefSeq, a predicted model, not a curated record